UUGUCACGCUCGAGCUCGGCCCAUUGACAGCCGCCCUCCCGCUCGAGGUUCAUCUCCUCCCUCUGUUUCUCUUCUCCGACCUUUCCCUUCUCUCGAAGAGAAACUCUCUCCUUUCCUGGCGGCGACGACUGGGCGAGCGGUGGCCCAGCCCUUUGCCGGCGACGAGUGCAUCCUCCAGAACAAGAAUUAUCGGGUGUACAUGUGUACACCAAUGUCGUAUGCUGGGUCCGCCCCUGCCAUAUAGGACUUUAAAUUGAAACCGAGGAGUGGGUGCUUUUUAUCUUUCCAAUGUCCAAAAGAAGCCUCCCUUCUUGGAUGGGUUCUUCUAAAGAUGGAGAGGACGAUUCAGGCAAGAAGAAACAUACAGGCACCUCCCAGAAGGCUCAGAAAGGGCCUGAUUUUUCCAAACUUUUGGAUGGGGUCGUCUUUGUGCUGUCAGGGUUUGUGAAUCCGGAGAGGAGCACACUGCGGUCACAAGCAUUGGAUAUGGGAGCUGAGUAUCGGCCCGAUUGGACAUCAGAUUGCACCCUUCUUGUUUGUGCAUUUGCUAACACACCCAAGUUUCGACAAGUUCAAGCUGAUAAUGGAACCAUUAUCUCAAAGGAUUGGAUCUCUGAAUCUCACAUGCAAAGAAAACUUGUGGACAUUGAACCUUAUCUUAUGCAUGCUGGAAAACCAUGGCGGAAAAAUAAGGAGACAGUUGAAUCUGAUCAAGGUCCUGCUGAUUUAGAUCAGAAGGAGAUGCGUAAAGAGCAUAAAAAGCAAGUUCAACGGUCUCACAUCAAGUCAUCUGUCUCUGCUACCACAGAGGCGGGACAUUCAGACUCUGGAAACAUACACUUUUCUCCCUCAAAAAUAAAACAAUGGGCAAUGGAUGAUUUGACGCAGACUGUGUCAUGGUUGAAGAGCCAAGAAGAGAAGCCAGAGCCAAGUGAACUGAAGGCAAUUGCUGCUGAAGGAGUUAUUACUUGUCUGCAAGAUGCCAUCGAAUCCCUCGAGCAAGGCAAUGAUAUUAAAGGAGUGGCGGAGCAGUGGAGCUUCGUCCCCCAUGUUGUCAACGAACUAUUGAAACUGGAUGGAAGCAGAAAAGAUGCAUCUUUGCCUAAAGAACAGCUCUUGCAACUAGCAAUCAAGUGUAAGAAGAUUUAUCAGGCCGAGUUUGCUCGCAUGGACAGUGACGACAAGAAGGGGACGAAGGGGCAGAGCAGCUCGCCUGUAACUAAGCAUCGCAGGAAGACCAAGUCGGAUGAUGAUUGCUACGACAGCGACGCCACGAUAGAAAUGACAGAGGAAGAGAUUGAUCUGGCGUGCAGGCAGCUCCCUGGGCUAUGUUGAUAAGCUAGGUUAGUAGAGGCGUGCGUGUGUCCCACUGCCCCCUCAGAACUGAAGAGGAAGAAUGCUGGAUGGCCAUCUCCAAUCUUUUCCUGCUGCCACCCAAAUAAACCGUAUGAGAAUUAGGUUGUUAGGCAAAUUGACGAGCCCAAGGUUGUAAUAUUGAUUUUAAUCUAUACUAGUGGUUAUGCACGUGCCCAGGCACGUGUUUAUUUAGUGGUUUUGCACAUUUCGAGUCCCAAUGUUUAAAACUAACUCUGUAUAACUCUACGAAGCUACAUAAUAUACUCUAUGGUGUAAGAGUUCCGCCAA
Panicum virgatum (switchgrass) is the source of this 1644-nucleotide messenger RNA. RefSeq names its product DNA-repair protein XRCC1-like. Lineage: Eukaryota; Viridiplantae; Streptophyta; Magnoliopsida; Poales; Poaceae. The transcript has 8 exons. The record is from RefSeq and is a predicted model, not a curated record. Gene Ontology annotation, biological process: single strand break repair; double-strand break repair via nonhomologous end joining; base-excision repair. The coding region runs from base 289 to 1335 and encodes 348 amino acids. Gene Ontology annotation, molecular function: damaged DNA binding.